Molecule: messenger RNA, 384 nt
Organism: Closterium sp. Yama58-4
Lineage: Eukaryota; Viridiplantae; Streptophyta; Zygnematophyceae; Desmidiales; Closteriaceae
Source: the annotation of a GenBank genome assembly
AUGCCGUUCGGACUCUGCAACGCACCAGCAACAUUCCCGGCGGAGAUGAACCACAUCUUACGGCCCAUGUUAGAUAAGUGCAUAGUAGUGUACCUGGACGACAUACUCAUCUACUCCAAGAACAUGAAGAAGCACGUGGAGCAUCUGCGGAAAGUGUUCGAGAUCCUGCGGGAGAACAAGUUCUACGUGAAGCUGUCAAAGAGCGACUUCGCCCUGAAGAAGGUGCAGUUUCUUGGGCACAUGGUGAGUGCCGAGGGCAUACACGUGGACCCGCGGAAGAUCGAAGCCGUCAAAUCGUGGAAAGUUUCUGAGAACGUGAAGGAGCACAGGGAUCAUAUGCGGAAAGUCGUUGAGAUCCUGCGGAAAAAAACAAAAUCUACGUGA